Darwinula stevensoni is the source of this 3564-nucleotide messenger RNA. The record is from the annotation of a GenBank genome assembly. NCBI's taxonomy places the organism in Eukaryota, Metazoa, Arthropoda, Ostracoda, Podocopida, Darwinulidae.
UUCCAGGAGUUGGUGGACCUGAAGAAGCAGAAAACGGGGCUUUCACUGAAUCAUUCCAGGCCAAGUGUCCGGGGGGGUCAGUAUCCGAAAGUGCAAGAAAAAGUCCUCGAAACUCAGGAUACACUGAAGAGAACCUUACAGGAUUUGAACGUUUCAUUACUUCGACUUAGUGAACGCAGCAUGAAAUCCUCGGCCAUGACAGUGAAGGACUAUAUGCAGCUUCUUAUUGACUCUGAACUCCAACAGAGAACACCUGGCUUUCAAGAAAGGCUGGAGGUCUUAAACGAAGCAAAGCUACAAGCUGAAGAAAUUUGUGGAAAGGAUCAUUUCCCAGACCUGAGGGGGCAGGAUGAAGAAAUGCAGAAGAAUAGAAUCGUCCCCAUGAAGGAACUCUCUCGAGAUGACAAACACAAAAUAGCCAGAUUUGUUUUGAAUAAUUCCUGCGGACCUCGAGAUGGUUUUGGCCAGGUCUUGAUUCUGGUUGGAGCCAGUGGAUCAGGAAAGAGCACGAUGGUGAACGGGUUGGUGAAUUUCCUCAUGGGCGUGAAAUGGGAAGAUGAUAGACGAUACGAGAUCGACAUGACAUCCGCCGUGAGUGGGGAAGAGAGUCAUGCAAGUCAAACCAAAUGGGUCACGGGAUACACGAUCAAGAGUCCGGAAUACGGGAUCAUGACCAUCGUGGACACACCUGGUUUUGCGGAUACGGGAGGCAUGGACACUGAUGCCUUCAUCCCCAAGCAGAUUCGGGCCUUUUUCAAGGUCAACGUGAGUCCGGAAUACGGGAUCAUGACCAUCGUGGACACACCUGGUUUUGCGGAUACGGGAGGCAUGGACACGGAUGCCUUCAUCCCCAAGCAGAUUCGGGCCUUUUUCAAGGUCAACGGUAUGAAAGAGUUAUGUGGGGUUGGGAUCGUCGUCCCGGCAGCGCAGUCGAGGUUGACCCCAGCUGAAAAAUACGUCUAUCAUUCCUGCCUGAAGAUGUUCGGGAAAGAUGUGACCGACAACUUCUAUGUCAUCUUCACCUUCUCAGAUCCAAGUGAACCGCCGGCCAUACGGGCCAUCAAGGCGGAGAAAAUUCCAUAUCGAGACUAUUUCCAGGUGAACAAUUCUGCACUGUAUUCGGCCAAUACAUCUAAAAAGGACACGAACUUCACCAAACUCUAUUGGGAUAUGGGAGUGCGGGGAUUCGGGAAAUUAUGCACUAGCCUGUCCAGGAUUAAACCCGUCAAUCUGACAUUAACGACUGAGGUCAUGGCGGAACAAGAUGCCCUCGACGACAAAGUCGCCGAACUGAAGAUUCAACUUGAAAAAUGUGAGGAUCUUCGUUUCCAAGAGCUGAUAGACCUGCAAAAACAGGAGACAGCGUUUUCGCCGGGAUCAAAUGUCUGGAAGAGUCUGACUCCUAAAGUGCAGGGAAAGCUUCUCGAGGCCCGAUUGACACUGAAGAGAAUUUUGGAGGAUUUGAACAAUUCAUUACUUCGACUUAGCGAACGCAGCAUGAAAUCCUCGGCAAUCACAGUGACGAAUUAUGUCAAUUUUCUAAUUGAAGCAGAACAACAACAUAGAAGGCCUGGCUACAGAGAGAGGUUGCAUGUCCUAAACGAAGCGAAAGAACAAGCCCAGGUGAUAUGUUCAACGCUUCGACCAACAAGUCCAGUUCCGGAAAAGAAAUGGAUAUCCUUGAGGGAACUAUCCCGAGAUGAGAAGAAUAAAGUGGCCCGAUAUGUUUUGAACGACUUCAGUGGACCUCCAAAUGACUUCGGCAGGGUUUUGAUCCUAGUUGGAGCCAGCGGAUCAGGGAAAAGUACGAUGGUGAACGGGUUGAUCAAUUUCCUGCUGGGCGUGAAAUGGGAGGGAGAUAGACGAUACGAGAUCGACAUGACACCCUCAAUUAGCGGGGAAGAGGGUCACGCAAGUCAAACAAAAUGGGUCACGGGAUACACGAUCAUGAGCCCAGAAUACGGAAUCUUCACUAUCGUGGACACGCCGGGUUUUGCAGAUACGGGAGGCAUGGACACUGAUGCCUUCAUCCCCAAGCAGAUUCGGGCCUUUUUCAAGGUCAACGGUAUGAAAGAGUUAUGUGGGGUUGGGAUCGUCGUCCCGGCAGCGCAGGCGAGGCUGACUCCAGCUGAAAAAUACGUCUAUCAUUCCUGCCUGAAGAUGUUCGGGAAAGAUGUGACCGACAACUUCUACGUCAUCUUCACCUUCUCGGACGCAAGUGAACCGCCGGCCUUGGAGGCAAUCAAGGCUGAAAACAUUCCGUACCGAGACUACUUCCAGGUGAACAAUUCUGCCCUGUAUUCGGCUAAUAAGCCUAAAGAAAACACAAGCUUCAACAAACUCUAUUGGGACAUGGGCGUCAGAGGAUUUCGCAAUUUAUGCACUGACCUAUCCGAGAUUAAACCUGUCAGCCUGGCAUUGACGACUAAGGUCAUUGCAGAACAAGACGCCCUUGAUGACAAAGUCACCGAACUCAAGCGUCAACUUGAAACAUGUCAGGAUCUCCAUAAUUUCAUCAUGUUAUAUGUGUUUCAAUUGACUGGUAUCAUGAUGUGCUCUUACGGUUGGUUGGUAGGUUUCCAGGAACUGGUCGGUUUGCAGAAACAGGCGAUGGAGCUUUCCCUGAACCAUACCAGGCCAAAUGUUCGGAGGAAUCUGCUGCCAAAAUUGCAGGAAAAGCGUUGUGAGGCUCAGUCGGCGCUGACGAACAUUUUGAAAGAGUUGAACGAUUCAUUGCUUUGCCUUAGUGAGCGCAGCAUGAAAUCCUCGGCCGUGACAGUGAUGGACUACAUCCAACUCCUCAUUGACUCGGAACUGCAAGAGCGUCAAUCCAACUACAGAGAGCGGCUCCAGGUCCUGAACGAGGCAAAAAAGCUAGCCGAAAUCAACUGUGGAACGAAUCGACUAGGAAGGGCAAAAUACUAUUCGGAGCCGAAAAACACGAAAACGAAACGUAGCCGUCCCCUUUUCGAGUCUCACAUCCGUCUGGAUACUGACGACAAGAAGGGACCCGUGAAAGCUACUUAUUUUGAGGAAGUCCCAGACCAGCUAGGGCAAAAGACGUCCGAGCGAAGAAAAGGAGGAUUUUUCAAUACUCUUAGGAACAGCUUCAGAGGCAAGAAGAAGAGGGAUGCAGUCCGCUCACGUGAAACUGAGAAAUAUCCGACGCUUGAGACGGAAUCAAAGCAUGGCCAGGCCACGUUCCACCUCGUAGACACAACUGACAAUGAGAGACCCGUGAAAGUGUCAGACCCGAAUCAGAGACGGCAAAAGACGUCCGAGCGAAAGAAAGGAGGAUUGCUAAAUACCAUUAGGAGCAGCUCCAGGAGCAAGCAGAAGAGGGAUGCAAUCCGCUCACAUGAAACUCCACAGCCUCAAAGAGAAAAACAGUCCAAGAAAUUAUUCACGUGGCCAAAGAGGAAGCCAUGAAAUCGGCGGCUGUUCCUUCAUAUGAAAUCCUCCCUUUACUUUGUUUUCGUAUCUUUUGUCUACUUGUCUCAUGGCGCAGGAAUUUAUACUUAUGAACUGACUUGUUCCCACGAAUGUAGCCAAAGAAAUGCACAC